AUGGAGACUACGCUGCUCAGACGCACGAGCACCAUCUUCAGUGCCAUCACUGUCUCUUUUGCAAGAAUACUGGAGGCUGUCUUCAUGGAUGGCGAUCUUAAAAACUUCCCUAGGAUUGUGCUUCCCGGCCCGACAGACUAUAAUCUCUCAAUAUCAGCCUUCUUCGACAACGGCAACUUCUUCUAUGGCACACCGUACACGAUCGGCUCUACAACCGACCUCAUAGAGACCAUUAGUGCUCGUCUAUUGCAGCUCCUUACGGGAGUUGUACUCAUUGAAGCCAACUGGUAUGUGCUCAAAGAUGCCUACACCGCCGAUAAUUGCCCGACAAAUAAUACGGGUCGCGUUGUCGAUGGUAGCUGCUUCACACUCGAGCACCCAGGUCUAGGAGGAAAGGCUGGUGGGGCCGAUCGUCGUGGUGAAUACUCUCUUCAGAUGGACGAGGCUACGUUGGAUAAGGUGUACUUGCGCAAAGUAGUGCUCGAAGAUCUUUAUCGCAGCUCCAAUGAUUGUCAAAAGAAGAGCAAGGCAUACAACACUCAAGGAAGCAUGCCCAUCACUAGUUUUCAAAGCGAGAAGACCAAGGCUUGCUUUUACAACCUUCCCGUCUUGACCGUCACCACUCAUCGUCUCGAUGAUAUCCCGUAUAAGGCGUCGCCUUGUUCCGUCUACUUUGCCAACAAGACCGCAGUCCAGGAUAAGAAGGAGCCGGAGGUCGGUGUCACCUAUCUUCCGCCCAACUUGGAUCCCAUCUUCAGUGAACCAGGCUUUUGUACCAUUGAUAAGUUCACCGGCAACCCUGGGACUGAUUGA
Molecule: messenger RNA, 813 nt
Organism: Phaeoacremonium minimum UCRPA7
Lineage: Eukaryota; Fungi; Ascomycota; Sordariomycetes; Togniniales; Togniniaceae
Exons: 1
Coding region: 1-813 (270 amino acids)
Source: RefSeq, a predicted model, not a curated record